AACCAUAGUAUGCAAUAAAUUUUAUAGGAUUGCGCCGUCAGCUAUACAUUACAUUACACCCCCACAAACAAUAAUCAAAACCUUUCACCACACACAACCUCAAUUAAUUUUUGCUUACAAUUAUUUGUCCUUUUAUUUUAACAGAUAGAUAAGAUCAUAAAUAGGCAAUAUCAGAAAUAGACAUCUUAUAGAUAAAAGACAUGCUCAUGCUCACUUCUUCUCACUUUCUUUGCCCAUUUAAAAAAUAUCACUCCAAAUUGCAUACCCUUUUCAAUCUCAUCCUCUUCUCCUUCUUAUCACAGUUUGAUCUGAUUAAUUAGUGUUUUUGAAGAGUUGAAUUAUAUAUAUGGGUUUGAGUUCUAAACAGGUUUCUAGCAGUGGACUUGAUAAUUGGAAACAGAACUUAUUGGAAUCUCAAGACUUAGAGCUACCAAAACCUCAUCACAUGAUGAGAAAACAUCAUCAACAACAACAACAACAACAACAAACAGAACAGGUUUUGAAGUGUCCAAGAUGUGAAUCAACAAACACCAAAUUUUGUUACUACAACAACUACAACAAGUCUCAGCCUCGCCAUUUCUGCAGAGCUUGUAAAAGACACUGGACUAAAGGUGGAACUUUACGCAAUGUUCCUGUUGGUGGUGGCAGAAAAAAUAAAAGGGUCAAAAAAUCAAACACACCAAUUACUUCUUCCACCACCAAAACCACAACAACAGCAACUAAUGCUAUUUGCACCCCCUCAAUUUCAAAUAUGAAUGGUAAUGGUUUGAAUAGCAACAUGACUAUUCAAACCCCUCUUGGAAUUAGUGAUCAAAAAAGUAAUAAUAUUCCUUCAUCUCUCUAUCAAGCUCUUAUUCAUCCACCAUCUUUGUUUCUACAACAGAGUUUGAUGAAUACUAGAGACUUAUUAGAAAGCAAAGAUUUUGGUAUUGGUAAUGGAAUUUUUACUAGUACUAGUUGUUCAACUUAUCCUAUUCUUCCUCAAAAUCAAAGCUUACUCUUCCCUUUUUCAACAUCAAGUUCUUUUGACACUACCACUUGUCCUUCUUCCAAUGUUUAUUACUAUGGUGAGGAGUUUAAAACAAUGGAAGAACCAACCAUCAACAGUAUAGUUCCAAGCACAAAGCCAUGGGAGAUGUCAUUACCAGGAACUACAACUGCUGGAAUGGAAACUUCAAAGUAUUGGAAUUGGGAAGACAUUGAUUCAUUAGUAUCAACUGAUUUAAAGGAUCCUUGGGAUGAUUCUGAUAUCAAACCUUGAUACUAAAGAGAAAAACGAGUAACACCAAUGACAUGCGCUAUGCAUGGUUUUAAAUUGCAGUUGCGGUUGAGGUUACGCUACACAUUUUUAUGUUGCACAUUUAGCCAAUCAAUAUUGUAGUCGUAUAUAUUACGACUGUAAUUACGAUUGCAGACUGCAAUUUAAAACCAUAACAAAUACAUGUGUUAUGUGUUAUUGUCCAUAGAUUAAUUAGCUAUUUAAUUUAAUUUAAUUGGGAUGUUUUUGUGUUUCAUACAGAUAAGUAAGUGUUUUGGUUUUCCAUAUGGGGCAUAGUAUUAUUUGGUGCUGGUUUUUUCUGCAUAUGUAAUUCUUAUCAAACAACAGUAUUUGGAUUGGAGCUGUCAUGUUUUAGUUUCAGCUUCAGCUUUAAGCAAAAGGGUCCCAAUUAGCUGUAAUCCACUCAGUUUGCCUAUUUGUUUAUCUCUCUAUUAUUUUCUCUAAAUCUCUAAUAAAUUGGUAUGUUAGUUUA
Cicer arietinum (chickpea) is the source of this 1751-nucleotide messenger RNA. RefSeq lists its product as uncharacterized. Gene Ontology annotation, molecular function: DNA binding; DNA-binding transcription factor activity. The record is from RefSeq and is a predicted model, not a curated record. Gene Ontology annotation, biological process: regulation of DNA-templated transcription. Lineage: Eukaryota; Viridiplantae; Streptophyta; Magnoliopsida; Fabales; Fabaceae.